UAUCGAGUUACUGGCGACAGACUGGCCGGCACGCUAGUCGGACCCGAAGCACUGGGCCUGAAACGGUCAAUAACAAUGGCUCCACUGCGCAGAAGUACAGUCUCUGUAGGACUCGGUAGGUGUCUCCAGGCAGAACAGGCAGAAGGCAGGCAGGUUACCAAAGGGCGAGGUGAUGCUGGUACCACCUGGAGUCACCCAGUGAGCCACUUGUGUUAUAGGUCCAGCAGAGUGACACUGAAUCAGGUGGAAAGAUGCCAGCGGAGAGCGCAGAGGGAAAAAGGCCGGAUGGAGAUGCCUCAGAACUCAGGAGCCUCGGCUGAGUCAGACGCCCAAAAUUUUCUGCCUUUCCACUUUCCACUGAAUCUGCCCGGCCAAAGGCUCGGCUUGGCGCAAAUCGGCUCGGACUUUUUUUUGUUUGGGCUUUUUCUUCGCUCUUUCCCUCUUUCUUCUUCUCUUCUCCUCUCCUCUUUCCUCUUCCACCCACUUCCAACUCAUCCACCUUUCAGACUUUUCAUCGCCAUUUUCAUCAGCUUGAUCACGCUGUUGCGUCCCCAACUCAUCUUCUGCCAGGCUUUCACUUCUGCCUGCUAGUUUCCCACACGUUUUGUUCACGCUUAAGCCACUCUGGUUCGUCGCCCCGAAGAACCACCCGCUGGUUUCUCUCUCUACCUGCCAGAGAAAGCCACUGAAAACAGAGUCGGUCGAGAACUUGUCUAUGUAUUCGUCCUGCGUCAGAGAUCUCGAUCACCACCUGCCGCUCAAGCUGCAAUCGUUUCGCU
Messenger RNA from Aspergillus ibericus CBS 121593, 779 nucleotides. RefSeq lists its product as uncharacterized. The record is from RefSeq and is a predicted model, not a curated record. NCBI's taxonomy places the organism in Eukaryota, Fungi, Ascomycota, Eurotiomycetes, Eurotiales, Aspergillaceae. Bases 76 to 591 code for a protein of 171 amino acids. The transcript is spliced from 2 exons.